Helianthus annuus (common sunflower) is the source of this 2019-nucleotide messenger RNA. RefSeq names its product F-box/LRR-repeat protein At1g55660. The record is from RefSeq and is a predicted model, not a curated record. NCBI's taxonomy places the organism in Eukaryota, Viridiplantae, Streptophyta, Magnoliopsida, Asterales, Asteraceae. The coding region runs from base 269 to 1816 and encodes 515 amino acids. The transcript is spliced from 5 exons. Gene Ontology annotation, molecular function: protein binding.
CACAUUCAUUCUCUCACGCUGACAUACACAUACAUCCUGUAAUACCAUCCGCGCGAUGCUUAACUUUUCAUCUUCCUUGGAGAAAAGGUUGAGUUUCUGCUAGUAAAAUUUGUCUGUCUGCUCGUAAUGCACGGGACUGCUUAGAGUACUAAUCUUGUGCUUUAGGAAUCCAAAAAAGGGGUGUAAUAUGGCAAUGAUAUUGGUUUAGCAAACAAGAUUGGAGAUUAGUAGUACCGUAUUGAAACUGGCCAGUGCGCUGUAUCAAAGUAUGAGUGGGACGAGAAUGGGUGAUAGACUAAGCAGUUUGCCGGAUGAUCUUAUUCAUAAAAUCUUGUCUUUUGUUUGCAUCAAACAUGCUGUUCAAACGAGUGUUUUGUCACCCAGAUGGAGAUUUAUUUGGACUUCAAUGCCUUAUCUCAAUUUCUUAAGUGAGGAUUUCCCUUCGUUGCCCCAUUUCGCCAAAGCAGUUACCAAUGUAUUGUCUCGCCGAAAUGAUCGAAUAGAAGUGGCAUCUUUGACGCUUAGUCUCCAUGGAAGGGUUAGUCUGGCGUUUGUCAAACGAAUUCUCAACUACGCGUUCUCCCACAAUGUCCAACAUAUGACUGUUACAUGCCUGAUUGAGAAGAAGAUUGAACUCCCUCUUUCUCUCUUUCGUUCUCGGUCCCUCAAACAUCUCACUUUAGUCGGUUCUGUUGAUCGUUCGGUUGCAUCAACUUGGGAGCUUCCAGCCUUAACGACAUUGCAUCUCGGUUAUGUCACAUUGUAUAAAGAUGAAGAUGAAGAAGAUGAUGAAGAUGAGGAUGAGGAUGAAGAUGAUGAAGACAACAAUAUUUUUUCCAAGUGCCCAAACAUGAAGAGUCUCACUUUAGAUGGCUGCAAGAUAAUGGGAUCGAAUGGUUUAAGUAUUUGUCAUCCUCAACUUUCUAAUCUCACGUUUGAAAAUGGAUACUGGGGGUUGAAUUUUUUCUAUGUGGUUGUACCUCAACUCAAGAAUCUCACUAUUGUAAAUUGUGAUUGGGUGCAUCUUUCUGCACCUGAUCUUACCUCCUUUAUAUAUAGAAGUGGUUAUUCUUUGAAAUUCUAUACGGACAGUUUACCCUCUUUGGAGGAGGUUGAUCUUUGUAUACGCAAACCUUGCAAGACAGAAAUCAGUGCUAUUGUUGGUUUACUUCAGCAGUUCCAUAGAGUCAAAUAUCUUACAGUUAACUUGGAAACUAUAGAGGUUCUCUGUUCCUCAGUCGAACUAAUCUCAAAUCAACCUUCUCCAUUUGCUAACUUGAGGAGUUUAAAGAUUCAUCCCGUGGACAUACAAUUGGUGGGGCAGGCACAAAAGAAAGUAGUUGUGUUUAAUGAAGUCAAAAGCUAUUUGCUAGGCGGUUCUCCAAGUGCCUCAUUAACACUGGUUACACAUGAGGAGAUUAAAGCGCGGGACACAUCACUAGCACAACACCUUAUGACAGAACUAUGGGUAAUGCUAGAGCAGGAUAAAGCUAACAUCAACUUGGAUCAUAUGGAGCGAGGGAAAGCACCAAUCGAGAAUUGUUGGGAAGAUCUAACUACACGGAGUCAGCUUGAGAAAACAAAGAAUUGCGACAUCAUUUCAAAGUUGCAACACAUUGAAGGUGUACUGACAAAGUUGCCAACAUCAGACAAGGCUAAAAUGCAAUCAUCGUUUUCUAGUUUGUGUGCAGAAGCCAACCUUGUCAUGAAGAAAAUAGAUCGUACGCAUAUCCAGUGUGGUACCCUAGGGAUGCGUUUUAGUGUCUACGAUGAUGAACUUGCUAAAGCAUUGCAUCGGUCUUCUAAGCAGAUAUAAGUUGUUGAUUUUCUAUAGCUUGUAAGUGUUAAAGCUGUUCUUUUGUUUUGAUUUCAGGUUCCUGCAGUAGUCUUCAACACUUCAUGUUCGUAUUAGGAACUAAAGUGUUGGGUGCCUAGUGUGUGUUAGAACUUGUUUCAAAAGUGGGUUUUUGAUGGAUGUUGAACUCACAACGAUCGUUAGUAUCCUUGUAUUUGAGUAAA